AUGAGUUUUAUCAAGUCAAAUCACAAAGCGGAAGACUUAAUCAAUACUAUUCUUAACACUACAGUUAAGGACAUCAUUCCUUUGACUACUUCAGGUGUAUCUUCAGGAUCAAAACUUUUCGGAGCUGCGAUUUUUAAGAAAGAUACAUUAGAAUUGGUUCAUGCAUCAACAAACAAUGAACAAGUAUCUCCAUUGCUACAUGGGGAAGUGAAUUGUAUCCAGGAAUUCUUUACUCAGAUUCCAGCAGAGUCUCGUCCAAGUCCUAAAGAUUGUAUUUUCUAUGCAACUCACGAACCAUGCUCAUUGUGUCUUAGUGCUAUUACAUGGGCUGGAUUUAACGAGUUUUAUUAUCUGUUCACAUAUGAAGAUUCGCGUAAUGAGUUUGCUAUCCCGUACGACAUUCAGAUCUUAGAAGAGGUCUAUCGAGUUGCAGCUCCUAGUGAUACUGAGGAGUCUCUGAAGAAACGGCCUCUUUACAACAGAGACAACCAGUUCUUUACCUCUCGCUCGGUGAGUGAAGUUGUUGACACUUUGGAUUUCUCUAAGAUAGAUGGAAUUAAACAGCGUGUCAGUGAAAUCAAGAGACAAUAUCAUUCAUUGAGUAAAACUUAUCAAGAUGGUAAAAACGAAGGAGUUCAAAGCUCUGCUGUGUGGGCUUAAUAUUAAGUACUUUUAAAAUAUAUGAUAAAGAACAUUUUGUUUGGCAUCUCACUAUAUAAUUUAUCUCAGGCUCUUAUAGAUAAUAGUUGUAUUUAGUGAUAGAUGUUUUACUUUGG
Linderina pennispora is the source of this 776-nucleotide messenger RNA. RefSeq names its product cytidine deaminase-like protein. The transcript has a single exon. The coding region runs from base 1 to 660 and encodes 219 amino acids. Lineage: Eukaryota; Fungi; Kickxellomycota; Kickxellomycetes; Kickxellales; Kickxellaceae. The record is from RefSeq and is a predicted model, not a curated record. Gene Ontology annotation, molecular function: catalytic activity.